This is a messenger RNA of Jaminaea rosea, 177 nucleotides long. RefSeq lists its product as hypothetical. The transcript has a single exon. The annotation marks the transcript as partial. The record is from RefSeq and is a predicted model, not a curated record. Gene Ontology annotation, cellular component: mitochondrial inner membrane. Lineage: Eukaryota; Fungi; Basidiomycota; Exobasidiomycetes; Microstromatales. Gene Ontology annotation, biological process: mitochondrial respiratory chain complex IV assembly.
UCUAGCUAUCACCCUGGCGGCUUUGGAGUGUCUGAAGGUCUGAAGCGCGCCCGCGAGCCGUAUCGCAUGGGAAACGCUGUCAUGGGCCUCGGCUUGGUCGCCUUUGUGGGCGGCGUCUACUGGUGGUCGAUUCACAAGGUCAAGCAGGACGACUUCUCCGACCUCGCAGACGUGCGC